Nicrophorus vespilloides is the source of this 300-nucleotide messenger RNA. RefSeq lists its product as uncharacterized. The record is from RefSeq and is a predicted model, not a curated record. The transcript has a single exon. The coding region runs from base 23 to 280 and encodes 85 amino acids. Lineage: Eukaryota; Metazoa; Arthropoda; Insecta; Coleoptera; Silphidae.
UUGAUGUGCAGCAGUCCUAAGAAUGGUGUUACGUUUGAUUCUUAGAUAUUUGGCAAAUAAUGAACAGUUGGUACAGAAACUGAGUGAGUCUUAUCCCAUUCAGAGAGCAGCCAGGGCAGUGGCAAAUGUAAUAACCAAAGGAAAGAGUGUUGCGGAAGAGCAGGAUCUCAAAAAGAAAUUAAACCCUCUCCAGUUAUUUGCCAGACUUCGUCGAUUUACUGAUAAUAUCAAAAAAGAAAUUGAGGAGGCUAAGGAAGAAUUGAACCGCAAAAAGAAAUAAUAUAUUGAUUUUUAAAAUGU